GAUCUUGCUUCCGAUAUUUGAAUAUUGUCUUGGACUCACACAAGUUAUACUUCAUGGCUGCAUGUCAGUUAAGUUAUGCUUCUCCUAAUAACAAAAAAAAAUCUGAACGCCAAGGUGUUGCACGAACUAAGCUUACUUUUGUUUUUUUAAAAAAACUGAAAUUUGCAGACGCUGUUAUAAAACCGCGCGAGCCACGAGUUGCUCCCUAGCUCCCUCCUCUUCACCCUGCAUUCCGAAGAUCCUUUACUCACCUCCGUUACCUAGACCACACAGAGCGGCUUCAAUCAUGCAGCCGAGCGGCCGCGAGAUAGCCGGCGGCGAGGGCGGGCCGCAGCAGGCCGACGACUUCUUCGACCAGAUGCUCUCCACGCUGCCCUCCGCGUGGGCCGACCUGGGCGCCGGCGGAAACAAGUCGCCCUGGGAGCUCGCCGCGGGCGCCGAGGACGCCGCCGUGCAGGCCGCCUUCGGCGACGAGUCGGCGCUGCUCGCGUCCCGCCUCCGGCAGCACCAGAUCGGCGGCGGGGACGUCAAGUCCUCCUCCUCCUCCCCGGUCAUGCUGCAGCUCAGCGACCUGCACCGCCAUGGCGGCGGCCUGGCGGGCGGCGGGGCCAAGGAGAGCGGCGGGUUCUCCCCGCUGCCGCUGUUCACGGACCGGUCGGCGCCGGCGCCGGAGGAGAUGGAGGGCGGCUUCAAGUCGCCUAACUCCGCCCAGGGAGGUGACCACUCGCUGUUCAACGGGUUCGGGAUGCACGGCGCGGCCUCCGUGCAGCCACAAUUUGGCCAGGGAGGAUCAAUGUCGCCCCAGAGCCUGGGAGGACCGGCGGCGAGCGGCGGCGCGACACCACCCGCUGGCGGCGCAGCUUCGUCGGCCGGCGGCGGUGCGGCACCGCCGCGGCAGGUGCGGCAGCGGGCGAGGCGAGGGCAGGCCACCGACCCCCACAGCAUAGCCGAACGUCUUCGGAGGGAGCGGAUCGCGGAGCGGAUGAAAUCGCUGCAGGAGCUGGUCCCGAACGCCAACAAGACGGACAAGGCGUCGAUGCUGGACGAGAUCAUCGACUACGUGAAGUUCCUGCAGCUCCAAGUCAAGGUUCUGAGCAUGAGCCGGCUGGGAGGCGCGGCCGGCAUGGCGCCCCUGGUUGCAAGCAUGUCCUCGGAGGGCAACAGCAACGGCGGCGGCGGUGCGAAAGGCAGCGCUGGCGCUGCCACCAAGGGCAAUGGCAAUGGCAGCGGCAGCGGCGAGAACGGUGGCGGCGGCGGUGGGCUGCGGGUGGCAGAGAAUCAGGUGGCGAAGAUGAUGGAGGAGGACAUGGGCACGGCCAUGCAGUACCUGCAGGGCAAGGGCCUGUGCCUGAUGCCCAUCUCCCUGGCGUCCGCCAUCUCCUCCGCCACCUCGUCCGCGUCGCUCCUCUCCCGCCCGCCGCCAGUGCUCCGCCACGCCGCCGCCAACAGCAACCCUGCUGCUCCUGGCGGCCAGCUGCACGACGUCAACAACGGCGCCGCCGCCGCAGCGACGUCGCCGGCGUCCGCUAGCAGCGCCGGAGGAGGCGACGACUCCCGGUCCGUCAAGGAACUGGGCGCCUCCGGCGGCGGUAAGCAGUGAUCAGUAGGAGGAGAGCCUUACCGAGCGACAGCUGUAUAAUGUAUCAAAGAAAGGGUGUAACUAGAAUCCUGUGACGUAGUAGCAUCCUGUCAUGACAUCGUACCUUCGUUUUUCUUCUCCAAUACAUCUUUCCUUUGCCAUUUCCUCCUCCAUUGCCGCCCUUGGACCCUUGGGAAAAUUGGUUCUAUAGUACUGAAAGAUGAUGAUUUCUAUAAAUUAUUACUGAAAGAACA
This is a messenger RNA of Setaria italica (foxtail millet), 1833 nucleotides long. Its product is annotated as transcription factor bHLH82. The record is from RefSeq and is a predicted model, not a curated record. The coding region runs from base 287 to 1600 and encodes 437 amino acids. Gene Ontology annotation, molecular function: DNA-binding transcription factor activity, RNA polymerase II-specific; RNA polymerase II cis-regulatory region sequence-specific DNA binding; protein dimerization activity. Gene Ontology annotation, cellular component: nucleus. The transcript has 7 exons. Lineage: Eukaryota; Viridiplantae; Streptophyta; Magnoliopsida; Poales; Poaceae. Gene Ontology annotation, biological process: regulation of transcription by RNA polymerase II.